GUGCCAGUGGCUCAGUGAUUCGUGGUGGGGAUGCCGGAAAAAUAGACCCAAACUUUUUGGGAGGAAAAUCUUUCUGUUGCCAGUGCUUUUUCGCAUUUUCACCAGUGACUGUUGUCUCCUAAGUGCUUAUCUCUCCCAGUGUGUGCAAAAAAGUGAAAUUACGCGGUGCGACUGUGCAGAAAAAGCUUUGAGAGAAAGUAUUCACAAAUCGUGUUGCUGAGAGCGAAGGAGUGGGAGAGAAGAGGACAGCACGAGGCAGCUUGAGAGCGAGGGAGCGAGACAGACGGUGAGAGAGAGCUGAGAGAAGGGGCAAGCAUGUCGACCGUCAGCCGCCUACUGAGUGUGUGCCGUCCCGGCGGCGGCCUCCGCCCGUACUGCGUGGCGCUCAGUCAGCCUCCGGACGUGAAGGGAAGCGCGUCGUCUGUGCAAGUGACAAUAAAUCGCACCAUGGCCACCGCGACCAGUGAGAAGUUCCUCACCAUCGAGAACCUCAAUCCCUGCAUCAAGGUGAUGGAGUACGCCGUGAGGGGCCCCCUCGUCAUCCGGGCCACGGAAAUUGAGAAGGAGCUCGAGAAGGGCAUGCAGAAACCCUUUAAGGAUGUCAUCAGGGCCAACAUCGGAGACUGCCACGCCAUGGGACAGAAGCCCAUCACGUUCUUUCGUCAGGUUUUGUCUUUAGUACUCAACGACGCCCUGUUCGAGGAUCCCAGCAUAACUGAUGACGUCAAGGAGCGCGCCAGGACAAUUUUGAGCGGCACAAGAGGCUGCUCAGUUGGAUCCUACACAGAUUCAGCUGGAAUUGAGGUGAUUCGGAAGCACGUGGCGCAGUAUAUUGAGAAGCGCGAUGGUGGCAUUCCCUCGGAUCCGGACAACAUCAUCCUGUCCACUGGUGCCUCAGGGGCGAUCAAGAAUAUCUUGGCGCUGUUUCAUGCUGAGGUGAACGGAAAGAAGUCCGGCGUGAUGGUGCCCAUUCCUCAGUAUCCGCUGUAUUCCGCCUCCAUUGCCGAGUUCGACUUGCAAGAGGUGGAUUACUAUUUGGAUGAGUCGAAGAAGUGGGGACUGGACAUUUCUGAGCUGGACAGGGCAGUGAAGGAGGCACGUCGAGUGUGUGAACCUCGUGUGCUUGUGGUGAUAAACCCAGGAAAUCCCACCGGACAAGUGCUGACGCGGAAAAACAUUGAGGAGAUCAUCAAGUUCGCCUAUAAAGAGAGACUGUUCAUCUUUGCCGAUGAGGUGUAUCAGGACAACAUAUACGAUAAGGAUUCCGAGUUUCACUCAUUUAAGAAGGUGCUCACGCAAAUGGGCGAGCCCUACUCGAAGAUGGAGAUGGCCAGCUUCAUGUCCGUGUCCAAAGGGUACAUGGGCGAGUGUGGCAUCCGCGGCGGUUACGCGGAGAUUCUCAACAUGGCUCCGGAUGUGAAGGCAAUGCUUCUCAAGGCGAUCUCGGCGCAAUUGUGCUCCAGCACCAUUGGCCAGGCGGCGAUUGAUUGUGUGGUGAAUCCUCCGCAACCCGGUGAGCCAUCUUAUGAGCUGUUCAUCAAGGAGAAGAAUGGUGUGCUGCAGUCGCUGAAGCGUCGAGCGGAGAUGGUCACGAAUACCUUCAAUUCUUUCGAGGGAUUCUCCUGCAAUCCCGUGAUGGGAGCCAUGUACGCCUUUCCGCAGUUCAAACUCCCGCCCAAGGCAAUUGAGGCAGCCAAGAAGGUGGGCCAGAAACCCGACGUUUUCUAUGCAUUCCAGUUGCUUGAGAGAACAGGCAUUUGUAUAGUUCCAGGCAGUGGAUUUGGCCAAAAGGAGGGAACGUAUCACUUCAGGACGACGAUUUUGCCACAAGAAGAGGAACUCAAGAAGAUGCUCGGCAUGUUUGAUAAAUUCCACAAGGAGUUCAUGAGUCAGUAUAAAUGAGAGAUUUUCCUUUGAGAAAUUUUAAAAGCAAAAUUAUAAGUAUACCUAUAUCGGAAAUUUAUUAAGCAAUAAAAUUGCAUUUUACAACACAGUGCCGCUUGUGAUAGUGACACA
This is a messenger RNA of Phlebotomus argentipes, 2016 nucleotides long. Its product is annotated as alanine aminotransferase 1. The coding region runs from base 316 to 1902 and encodes 528 amino acids. The transcript is spliced from 5 exons. The record is from RefSeq and is a predicted model, not a curated record. Gene Ontology annotation, molecular function: pyridoxal phosphate binding; L-alanine:2-oxoglutarate transaminase activity. Gene Ontology annotation, biological process: biosynthetic process. Lineage: Eukaryota; Metazoa; Arthropoda; Insecta; Diptera; Psychodidae.